Phycomyces blakesleeanus NRRL 1555(-) is the source of this 498-nucleotide messenger RNA. RefSeq lists its product as hypothetical. The transcript is spliced from 4 exons. Lineage: Eukaryota; Fungi; Mucoromycota; Mucoromycetes; Mucorales; Phycomycetaceae. The record is from RefSeq and is a predicted model, not a curated record. Bases 1 to 498 code for a protein of 165 amino acids.
AUGGAAUGGGAAGAAGAACAGAGCCCAGAGCAAAACUUGGUUGAUGAAGGUUUAGAUGCUGAAAUGGAGGAAGUUGCAAAAGUAGUAAAAACGCAGAAAAAGCAUUACAAUGGCUACUCCAGCGAACAAAAACUUCUUUUUGUCUAUUCCAAUAGGCUGGAAGAAUUGCUGAACGAACAGUACAUAGAUGGGCCAAGAGACUCAAAGAAAACAAAGAUUGGAACAUCUUGGAAAAACAAACCAACAAAGUCAAUAGGCCAAAGGCGCAGCUUGAUGAAAGACAUAAUGUUCAUCUACUCAAGCUUUAUGAUGAUAACUCUCAAUCCAGAAUUGUUGAUGCAGUUGUUCCGCUCAUUUCUGUUCCAUGCAUUUGACACUGAUACUGUAACCAUUAGUGAUAUAUACGCAAAUCCGGCUACAAAUAAUCCCCGUUACUGGCUCAUAUUGCAAGAUCCUGUGCGCAAUGGACAGUCUGUGGUGCUUAGCAUUAUCUAUUGA